AAUGCUAUUCUAUUUCUUCUUAUCUCCACGGAUUUUCUGGUCCAUUGUUGGCUUUCAGAAUCCGAAAAUAAGGUGACAAAACGCGGCUUCCAAACCAACUUUUCAAAUUAUGGGCUGAAUAUAUUAAAGGGUGUGAAGCAAAACUCAAAUAACUCUUAUUAUCUCACAGUUGGUUAGCUCUUUUUGUGUACUCGCAUUAUGAAGGCUUUUGUUGGGUUCUCUGUUUUGUUCUUGACAAUGGUGACUGCUUUGGUUUGCUUUGUUUCCUAUGGCAAAGAAGGCACAUCAUCGAGUACUGGAAUGUCCUCAACUUGGCAAGAGAAUAAUGAAUUGGCAAUAACUAUAAGAAGCAGAAAGUUACAGGGCAAUGGCUACGGACCGAGCACAGAUGAGGGCGAUAUGGGGAAGAUAUAUCUGGAGGAUUACCGACGCAUAGAUCCAGUUCCAAGCUCAAAAGCUUCAGUAAGACCUGGACCUAUUCAACAUGGAACUCCUCUUAUGCCUUAUGUUCCAAAGCAGCCUCCUUCACCUCCUCCAACUCGCUCGAAACCUGUUGGAUUUCCAUAAACUUAUUAGUAUUAUUAUCUCAGGAGUCAGGACCAUUUCUACUCUCUUUCCCAGACUCCACUUGUGGGAAUAUAGUGGGUGUGUUGUUGUUGUAGAGUCAGGAUCAUUCCCACGAAAUGGCUGUUCUAUAAGUUAGAACAAUAAUGUAGUACAUUAAUAACUACGAAAAAACCAUGUCUUUUUAAUUUUUGCGUACUUCUCUUGUAUAUUUCAAUGGUGCCUUGUGUAUUACAGCUUCGUACUUGUAAUAUGCCUCUGGCUGCUACUUUCUUAACAAAUUAUUGUCACUAGUGAGCUUGCAUAAUUAAUACUCCA
This is a messenger RNA of Nicotiana tabacum (common tobacco), 882 nucleotides long. RefSeq lists its product as uncharacterized. The record is from RefSeq and is a predicted model, not a curated record. Lineage: Eukaryota; Viridiplantae; Streptophyta; Magnoliopsida; Solanales; Solanaceae.